CAAGAACAAUAAAAAUUAACUUCACCGGAGAACACAACACAACACACAAAAAAACACAGAAGAAUGGUCUCAUUCCGAUUCCCACUCUCCUUCUCCAACCCUGCCACAACCACCACUCCACACUUCCCUUCCAACCCUUUCUCAACAAUCGCCGUCUCCGUCGCUGUCUCCGCCGCAGUCGGCGCCGGCAUUUCCGCCGCCAUUUCCACCUCUCAAAACCCAAUCAACUCCUUCCUUUCCAAUUUCCAACCAUCUUCUCAUCUUUUCGGCUCGCUGUCACUCUCCGACGCCCCCAUCGUUACGGAAUCGAAAACCGGGGUUUUGUUUCCAGCAGCCCUGAAGGAUUCUCAGAGCCUUUUGGGAAUUGGGUUGAGAAAAAAAGCUGUGUUUGGUAUUAAAAACAUCGAUGUUUACGCCUUCGGUGUAUAUGCGGAUGAUAACGAUCUCAAGAACUUUUUAAGUGAGAAAUACGAUACGCUCUCAGCUACUGAACUGAAGCAAAAGGAUGUCACUCAAGAUUUGAUGGAUAGUGAUGUAAGUGUUACUGUUAGGCUGCAGAUAGUGUACGGAAAACUUAGCAUUCGUUCUGUUCGUAAUGCAUUUGAAGAUUCUGUGGGAAGUAGGUUAAAGAAGUUUGGAGGAUCUGAAAACAAAGAGUUACUUCAAAAGUUCACUUCUCAGUUUAGUGAUGAAUACAAGAUUCCUCGUGGAUCUAUAAUAGACCUCUCCAAGGAAAAGGGAUACGUGCUUCGGACAACUAUUGAUGGCAAGGAGGUUGGAAGUGUCCAAAGUCCACUCUUAUGUCGCUCCAUUUUGGAUUUAUAUAUUGGUGACGAACCUUUUGACUCGAAAGCAAAAGAAGAUAUUGACCUUAAGUUGGUUUCCUCCAUUACAAAGUAAAAUUUUCUAUCGGAUGAUAUCGGCAAGUACCUAAAUCGUGACGCGAGUGAGUGGAUAUUGUGUAUGCGAAUAUGUAUAAUAAAUUAACUAAUAAUGAAAGUUUGUACAAGAUACAUUGGUGGUGGUUUAUCUUUCACGAAUGUGAAUGACCAAACUACUUAUCGACGCAUGUUGUUUGUUA
Messenger RNA from Erigeron canadensis, 1081 nucleotides. Its product is annotated as fatty-acid-binding protein 1. The transcript is spliced from 4 exons. The record is from RefSeq and is a predicted model, not a curated record. The coding region runs from base 64 to 900 and encodes 278 amino acids. Gene Ontology annotation, molecular function: intramolecular lyase activity. Lineage: Eukaryota; Viridiplantae; Streptophyta; Magnoliopsida; Asterales; Asteraceae.